CGCCAAAUGUGCAUCCCUAAACUUUCCCCUUUCUUUUUGAUUAACUAAUAUCUUUCUAAAAAUGCCAAGGUUAUUCCAGUGUAAUAACGGCAAGAUACUUGUACUAAAGUAAUCAGUUUAUAGCGAGUAUAUCGGCCAUGUUGAAGGGACAAUUUCUUUUUUCAUCUGUCUGUUUUUUGCUAACCUUGGAAGAUACCACACCUGUCCAGUGAGUAGUCAAUCCUAAGGCAUCCAAAAUAAUAAAGAUACUCUCCAACACUGAAUAUCCUAACACUUUAUUAUUUUAUUUUUCUGGUGCUCUGUUGGGUUCAUUUUCUUCAUCCAUUUGUGCAAGCAACGAGAACAAAUAUACGUACAUAUAUUUGCUUCUUGUUUUGGCUCUCCAUUACACGGUCUCUGCAAUUAAUCAGUGAACUCCCACGCUCCAAUUCAGCAAUAUAUGCGUGAACAUUUUGGUCCUAACGAGCCGGAUCAGAGACAGGGCCGUAAGGAGAGAUUUCAGCUUCACAAAAAAUUGAUGCUCACUGGUAUGUUUUGGUUCCUUCGCUAGUUGGAUUUUCAAGUGAGAUCAGUUUGGUUUUUGUCACACAACACGGUGUUACAAAAUUAUUAUUAAAAAGAUAACCUAAAGUUGCCGGUAAACUUGGAGAAAACCCCUAAAGUUGCUGGUAAACUUGGAUCAAAUACCCUAAAGUUGCUGGUAAACUUGGAUCAAAUACCCUAAAGUUGCCGGUAAACUUGGACAAACCCCUAAAUUUGCUGGUAAAAGUGGAAAAAACCGCAAAAAAAAUUGAAGUUUGUUCCAGAGAAGUGCCGACGGCAAAGCAUAGCAAGUAAAAAUUACAAUCUUGUAAUCCGCAAAAAAUGAAGUUUCACAAUAGAAGAACAUCAGUUUCCACCAAAUGCAAGUUUGCGUGUAGAGUUUGCCGGCAAAGGCAUGCUCUUAAGUCAUGCUCUCGUUUUCACGACUUAAACACCCUGGACCGUAUGCGCGUUGUGAAGAAGUAUGGUUACUGCAUGAACUGCUUAGCCCAUACUCACUCACAGGGGACUUGCUUCACCAAAACGGGCUGUAGGUACUGUGGCAAGGCACAUCAUUCACUACUCCACACCCAUUCUAGACUUCGGAAAGCUUCAUCUCGGGAAGCCGAGAGGAGGGUGACAGAUGAUAGGCAUAUCAGACAGGCAACUAACUCAACAUCAAGUCAAGCUGUACAGUCUUUGUCCGGUUCUUCAACGUCUGGUCGAGAUUCACGCAUUGCUCCCAUUACGCCAACCACCGCAUCCCUUACCUCCCUACUAAACCACAACAUGGUCACUCUACUGCCAACCAUUUUAGUAAGAGUCGAAAAUAAGGGAAAAAACCAUCAGGCUAGAUGCCUUCUUGAUUCUGCGGCCAGAAUGAGCUACGUAUCCCAAAGGCUAUUGGAUAAGUUAGGCGUGGUAUGUCUGGAACUUGACAAGGAAACAAUUUGCCCCCUAACUCUAUGGGCUACAGCGGAAUUGUCAAGGAGUAUAGAUGUUACACUAAGAGUAAACCACCGGAUCGGCACCCUGACGCCAAAGAAAUCGCUCCCUGACUCCAUAAAAGAACAUUUCGCUAACUUUAUAUUGGCAGAUAAGUUUUUCAACGUAUCUGCGCCCAUUGACAUCGUUCUAGGCGUCGAUGUAUACGCAAGAAUUGUACUCGAUGGAAUGUAUGCCAAACCCGGACUUCCAACUGCCCAAAGUACUUUAUUUGGAAUUGUACUGUACGGAACAUUCAACCAUUAGAUUAGAAUUUAGACUAAAAGUCAUUUUUUUUUUUAAUUAUUAUAUCUCAAAAAAAAAAAUGAAUAUUAUUCAAAUUGGAUUUUUAUAAAUAAUGAACUUACAAAUGUGAAUUUUUAAACUAAGUUCUAUUUAACCUGUUCGAAAUUAAUUAUUCCCAUUCUAUAUAUGUCUCUUCAACAUCCGCCAUAAUAAGUUUUUUUUUAAAUAUUUAUUCCAUUACAGUACACACUGUAAGGGGGAGGAAUGUUUACGCCAAAUGUGCAUCCCUAAACUUUCCCCUUUCUUUUUGAUUAACUAAUAUCUUUCUAAAAAUGCCAAGGUUAUUCCAGUGUAAUAACGGCAAGAUACUUGUACUAAAGUAAUCAGUUUAUAGCGAGUAUAUCGGCCAUGUUGAAGGGACAAUUUCUUUUUUCAUCUGUCUGUUUUUUGCUAACCUUGGAAGAUACCACACCUGUCCAGUGAGUAGUCAAUCCUAAGGCAUCCAAAAUAAUAAAGAUACUCUCCAACACUGAA
This is a messenger RNA of Musca vetustissima, 2286 nucleotides long. RefSeq lists its product as uncharacterized. Lineage: Eukaryota; Metazoa; Arthropoda; Insecta; Diptera; Muscidae. The transcript is spliced from 2 exons. The record is from RefSeq and is a predicted model, not a curated record. Bases 865 to 1773 code for a protein of 302 amino acids.